Bombyx mori (domestic silkworm) is the source of this 6341-nucleotide messenger RNA. RefSeq names its product fibrillin-1. The record is from RefSeq and is a predicted model, not a curated record. The transcript is spliced from 28 exons. NCBI's taxonomy places the organism in Eukaryota, Metazoa, Arthropoda, Insecta, Lepidoptera, Bombycidae. Gene Ontology annotation, molecular function: calcium ion binding. Bases 168 to 4667 code for a protein of 1499 amino acids.
ACGUGAACGAAGACUAAAAUAGAUUGCGCCGCGACCGCGCGCGUACCGCACUCCUGCAAGGAUUAAAACGUUUAAGCUUGCAUUAAAAAAGAUUCGGAAACAACUCUGAUGAGCUUACGUGAAGUGAAAUUAAUUUGUGUUUAACUUAAUGAAAGUUUCGCGUGAAAAUGUGGUUAAGAAAUACGCUAAUAAUUGCAUUCCUGACUGUGUGUCGGGAUGUCUCUGGUGACAUAGGCGACGAUAUGACAGAAGCCAUCCAGCUAUGCUGCAACGCGGGGACUGCUGAUGCACGGAACCAAACCACGCCAGACUGUUCGGCUGAGCACCCCCUACCAUCGAAGGUGCCGGCAGCCUUCAACACACUCUGCAUCAUAGCCAGAUCUCAAUGCUGUAAAGAGUAUACUCAGAAGAAGCGAGACUGCGAAAACGGUAUCGACAUUGGAAUUAGUACGAAGCGCUGUGACUCUACAUCUGGUUCCACUAAGGUUUGCUGUGGGGAGUGCGUCAGGGGAAAGAACAUAGGACUUGUUAAAGGUUUCUCGAUCUGCGAUGUCCUGACACGCGGUAACAGCGCCGAGGAGUUGUUGGCUGAUGAUGCUUACGCGCAAUGCUGCAAGAAUGGAGCGCAGGAGAGCAACAGGAGUAUGGUACAUACUAACGUUAGUCCGGAAUCGAUUGGAAAAAUAGCAUCGCUUUGUGAAGACUACGCUCCAACCGAACUCUGUGCCCACCACUGCAUUCCGGUACCAGGGUCUUACAAGUGCGAAUGUAAUCCUGGAUUCAUGCUUAUGGCUGACGGGAGGAAUUGCAAGGAGGUUAUAAAAAACCGCUGCCGACCACGGAAUCCUUGUCAGCACAAAUGCAACGACAAUGGCAUCACAGUGAAAUGCUCCUGUCGACGUGGCUAUGAACUCAUGCCGGAUGGGAAGUCCUGUAAAGAUAUAGAUGAAUGCCAACUAGAUUUGUCGAUCUGCCUCCCUGGAACCAAAUGCUUCAAUACACGAGGCUCUUACAAAUGUGUGCCCGUACAAAUGAACUUCAAUCGUGAAGGACUCAUGAAGGAAUGCCCUCCGGGAUUCUUUAGGAACAUCUAUAAAGAUCUCUGUGACGACAUUAACGAAUGUAAGCUGCCGAAGCCCCCUUGUCCCGUGCACGUGUGCGAGAAUACAGUCGGAGGCUACAAAUGCGAUGGAGUCAGUGGAGAUCCAGUCAACUUGAGCAGUACUCCGAUGACUCCGGAACAAGACAAAUGCCCUCAAGGAUUCAAGUUCGGUCAUCACGGAGAAUGUGAAGAUAUGGACGAAUGCGUUUCACAUGAAGACGACUGCAAUCCUCUUUCACAAUUCUGCAUAAACACGCACGGCUCCUUCCACUGUCAAGAUAUGGUAUCAAAGCACUGCCCUCCAGGCUUUAAGAUCAACGAAGUUAAUGGUAGAUGUGAAGAUAUAAACGAAUGCGAAGACGAUACAGAAAUCUGUCGGUCAGAUCAGGACUGCAUCAAUCAACUCGGUCGAUAUGACUGCAAAUCGAAAGUCAGCAGAUUCAAAUCCAAUCAGCAGUGUCCAGAUGGAAUGCGCAAUAAUUCAAAAGUUUGCGAAGACAUAAACGAGUGCCUUGAAGGAACCCAUCUUUGCGACCAGCAUCAGAACUGUCUCAACACAAAUGGCAGUUACGAAUGUCACUGCAAAGUUGGAUACGAAUUGGACGUUACCACUAGUGCUUGUAUUGAUAUGAACGAAUGCGCUACCGGCCAACACAACUGCAUUAUCGGUUCGCAGCGUUGCGAUAACACAGUUGGUUCCUUCCUCUGCAUCAGGAUUACAUCUUGUGGCACCGGAUACAUUUUGCAUCAUUCAACCGGCACAUGUGAAGAUAUCGACGAGUGCGCACUAGGAACUCACAAUUGCGCUCGCGCCGGCCCAGAGUACCAGUGCAUCAACAUCCCAGGGUCUUUCCGCUGCGUAAGGCGGAGGACAUCAACAACUUCCACAACAGCUCUACCCGAAUAUGAAUACGUCUAUUACGAUAUAGAAGAUGGAGAAAAUCCUGAGGAAAAACAAACAGUAGCAGUGAAUAAUCUGGAUAAUAGCACACCUUCUACUACAACUACCAGCACUUCAACUACUGAGCUCUCAUCAUCUUCUACGCAAUCUAUUCAACCGAGUUCACCAUCACCCUCACCGUCCAGCGAAAUACCAACUAUAAAUAUUCCUACGCACCCUUCACCCGAUGAAGAUAUAAAUAGUAUAAUUCCACCGCCGAAUUAUAACGAGCCAAUCCAACCGGAUAUAUUUUAUUCCGAACCAAAAUCGACAACAACAGAAUCACGCCCACUUACUAUACCAGUAACUACAGUAACACCGAUCCCAGCAACAUCGCAACCCGAACCAUCUCAAUCAGAGCCUUCGAAAUUUGAACCUAAUACCGAAACGCCGAAACCGGAACCUCCAAAAACCGAAUAUCCCGAACUUCAGUCUCCGAAGCCUACGGAACCAGAGCCAACUGAACCGGGUAUCUUCUACAGUGAACCGAAAACUGAUAUUUCUUCAACAACAACAACCCACGAAUACAUUACUGACAGUGAACCGAAGUCAAAUCUAAUACCUUACGAGCCGAGAUAUCCAGAGCCGACAAUUACUUAUGCAGAACUUAAACCGGACCAAGAUAUCUCAACGAACUUUGUUCCUUACGAAAUCGAUAAAGAUACAACCUACGAGAAAACUUCUGAGAAGUAUCCGUACAGUACCGAAUCCGGAAAGCCUAUUUAUCCGCAUACAAUAUUUGUUGAUGUUAGCAAAGACGCGCCUACUGUUGAAGGCAAGAGAACAAGCGAUGGAUCUGUGGUUAUCGACGCGAACAGUAUACCGGAAAAUGAAUGGACGAAAGUCAGCGUUAAGCCCAUUAGUUGUCCCCAUGGAUACGAACCAGAUGAAUACGGAGCAUGUUUUGAUGUCGAUGAAUGUUUCACGAAUCGCCACACGUGCUAUAAUAAUACUGAGGUCUGUAAGAACACCGUCGGCGGAUAUAUUUGCAACUGCGCUCCGGGAUACACAAAAUAUAAUGACACAGGCUUUUGUACGAUUAUAACAACGUCGUCUACCUCGACGAGUACAUCCACAACAACAAGUACCACUACAACAGCUCCUACGACCAGCGAAAAGAACUUUUUCUGGAGCUAUCCUGAUUAUCGGCCGAUCACAACGCGGCCAUUCCGACCUAGGAACCCAUGCGAUGUUGGAUUUUAUCUGGAUCAAAAAACAGGCACCUGUGAAGAUAUUAACGAAUGCACAAACGGUCAAGCGGACUGUGCUGCUGUGGAGAUCUGCGUCAACACUCAAGGAGGAUACAAAUGUGAAUGCCCACCGAACUGGAGUCUCGAUGAUGUUCGGCAUCGAUGCGUGCCGAUCAGGAGACAUGGUCUAUUCCCACCCGGUUAUGGGAAUGAGCCUCCACAUGAUUCGAGACCAGUAGUCAGCUAUACAAGCAAGCCUCCAGAAAGUCCGGUCAGUCCAAAAGUCACACACGUCGAUGACCGCGGUAGAGUUUUUAAAUGCCCGUGGGGAUACCGCCUCGGUAUAGACAAUGUUUGCGAAGAUAUCAACGAAUGUGUAACCGGAGAAGCUAGAUGUGGGCCGUUGCAAAUUUGUACGAACUUGCCCGGAGGAUACACGUGUAGCUGUCCUAAUGGUCACCGUUUAGCUGGUGACCAUGAAUGUGAGGACGUGGACGAGUGUGACCUUGCUGGGAAGAUGAUGAUCUGUUCGCGAAACGCGGAUUGCAUUAACACCAUAGGAUCGUACCAGUGCAAAUGUCAUAACGGCUUCAGACCCGCUCCUGUUAAUAAUAAGGUAUGCGUGGAUGUAGACGAAUGCACUGAAUCCAAUUCGAGGUCCCUUUGUCAGCACCGCUGCAACAACGUCUGGGGAGGAUACCGGUGUUCCUGCUACAAAGGAUACCGUUUAAAUAUUGACAACAAAACCUGUUCGGACAUAGAUGAGUGUUCGGAAUUGAAAUCGAAAAUGUUGUGCAUCGGUCGCUGCCAUAACGAGCCGGGGAGAUACAGAUGCUCCUGCCCUAGGGGAUAUAGGCUUUCGGAAGACAAAAGGAGCUGUAUCGAUAUCGACGAAUGCGAAACUGGCGAAGCGACUUGCGCGAAAAGUGGCAUAUUCGGGAGCACCAGCUACCUUUGUUUCAACACCAGAGGAAGUUACCGUUGUCCCCAGAUUACCUGCCCGCCGGGCUACAGGCUAGAAAAUAAACACCGCUGCUCGAAGGCUGGCGAAAUUUGCAGACUUGGAGACUGGGAGUGCGCACACAAGCCCACCACAAUAUCAUACAACUUCAUCACAUUCGUUUCGAAACUAUACAUACCCGCUUCUACGGUGAACCUGUUCACGAUGAGGGGCCCGACUUGGCCGAACGCUCGUAUUAAGUUCCAACUUAAGCUGGUGGAAGUUGACGCUCCGCCAACCGUCAAAGAUAAAGCUGAUAUUAAUACCUUCUUAUUAUCCCAGAACAACAACGAAGGCGUGAUGUCUCUGGGUCGUCCUCUGGAAGGACCACAGAGCAUAAAGUUGGACUUAAUAAUGGAGCUAUACAACAAUGGGCAGUUCGGAGGCAUUGCUGUCGCGAAAAUAUUCAUUUACGUGUCCGAUUACGAGUUCUAAACAUUUUCGCGCUGGUAAAAAGGCAUUUAUGCUGACUUAAAUAAAUAGAACAGAAAAAGAAUAGAGACGUUAUUGCGAUGUUAAAAUAUGAAUUUUUCAAUCAAUUUUCAUUUACAUGUCCCUUAUAUUGUAGCAAACGAAUUUAAUGUGGUCAUUGUUUAUAACCAAAUUAAGGGAAUUCCGUAUGUUGAUAGAUCUUCCUGUUAUCGCCCUGAAUAAAUUUUAAGCUUUCGAAAAUGACGUAUAGUACUCGGCAAUAAAUAUUGCACAUCGACCGUGCGAAAGAGACGGUUAAUUUUUGCUUCGUAGAGCGUUAUAUCUGUCGCACAUUACCUAAUUGACGUUUAGUCUUUAUAGAUGCCGGAUCGUUAGUGUUUCGUCGCACACAGGUAAAACGCUAUACAACAAAAAUAAAAUUAGACGACUGUCUCUUUCAAAAUAUCGAUGUACAAUACUUAUUCAAAUCAUUAUAUUGCGUAUGUGACGAGAAAUCCGGAAAAGUCAAGGUACAGCAGCUAAUUCCGUUUUCAGUGAUUGGAUUUAGUUGACCAAGCAAGCGUGGCAACCUCUUUAUGAGUUUUAGAUUUUCACGAUUCUCCAUUUUUUUAACGGUAAAGACGUCAUCACGAAAACAUAAUGAAUUCGAAGCAUCGAAAGCCUAAAAAAACUGCGUUCUUGCAAUUAUGGCAUAAUGAUGCCUGACAACCCUAAUGGAUGAUAACGUCAUUUGUAACUAACAUAACACGUGACAUCUUGUGUUAAAGUGUAAAAUCAAAUUUAUAUUAGGGUAGAAAGGCGAACCGAAUGUGCCUUUUAUGAGGAUUUUAAUAUUUUUAUUUUUAACUAGCGACCCGCCCUCGCUUCGCUUCGGAAACAUUAAGUUUUAUUAUUAAAUUAUUAAUAGCAGAGUCCCGCCAUGUUACCCGCGGUUAUUUUCGUACCGUGGGUGACGCCGCGGGGCGAAGCUAGUCUAAAAAAACUAGUUAGCCUAAGUUACUCUUUAGAUCAUCAGCUAUCUAUCAGUGAAAGUCUCAUAAAAGUCGGUCCAGCCGUUCCAGAGAUUAGCCGGAACAAACAGACAGACAGACAAAAUUUAAAAAAAAUGUUAUUUUGGUCUACGUACCGUAUAUAUAUUCAUACAUUCACGUAGUAAAAAGCGGUUAUUGCAAUGUUACAAACAGACACUCCAAUUUUAUUUAUAUGUAUAGAUUUAUCAAGCUCAUUGUUUGUGUGCGAACUUCGAAAGGUUUCUAAGGGAUAUCACUCGAUUAUUUCGUAAGUAAUUUAAUUUCAAAAAUACUCAUUUUCGACGGGUAUGAUCACUAUUAAUCGAGUUCCCGAUCUUUAGGUUCCAGCCAUUUUAGAAUUUCUGUUUACGCGGGAAACGAAAGCGUCCAAACCCAACCUAUAAAGUAAUGUUUGUAACUAAUCGAAUGAGAUUUAAAAUAAAGGUCUGUCAAAUUAUUUUUCGAAUUGUAGUUUCCUAAGAGGCAGUAUUCGUAAUUAUCGUGUAUAAUAUUCCAAAUAGUUGUAAGUAUACUGUAGACAACAUCGAUUGUAUUAUCUGUGCAAUUUUUUACAGAUUACAUAUCGCUGUUAAUAGAUCGAUUACAUAAAAAAAAUGUAUAUUGCCUAUUUUUAGUAUUGAAGUAAUAAAACAAAAUUAGUUUUUAA